This is a messenger RNA of Nannochloropsis gaditana CCMP526, 240 nucleotides long. RefSeq lists its product as uncharacterized. The record is from RefSeq and is a predicted model, not a curated record. The transcript has a single exon. The annotation marks the transcript as partial.
GACAUAUGGCUCCAGGUGCAAUUCCAUCUCGACGCCAUGCAAGGCGUCUAUAUCACGGGGAAAUCAUUCCAGAAUGCUGGUCAGGUCCGUUCUCAUGGGACUCAGAACCUGCUCUUCCAUUUUCUCCCCCUGAUGGCCGGUCUUCAUGACGUCAAGGGGAUCACCAUUCUGGACAUGGUCACGGCCCAGGAAUAUCAUCAAGAUCGUCUCUGCCAGGUAAUGGUGUUGCGACGCUCUGAG